Hyaloscypha bicolor E is the source of this 891-nucleotide messenger RNA. RefSeq lists its product as uncharacterized. The coding region runs from base 1 to 891 and encodes 296 amino acids. The transcript is spliced from 2 exons. The record is from RefSeq and is a predicted model, not a curated record. Lineage: Eukaryota; Fungi; Ascomycota; Leotiomycetes; Helotiales; Hyaloscyphaceae.
AUGCAGCGGAACACUUGGCCAUCCUCAAAGCAGGCUGGGCUUCUAACGUCAAAGAGUACCUCCGAUCGAACUAUCCCGCCCUCACCGAAGACCAUAUAUAUAUUACUCUUCACAAUUCAACAAGACGAGUGGCCGAAUGCCAUAAAACUUUUGCACUCUCCGGUCCCCAUCGAGCCCCAACUCGGCUCAGGUCCUUCCAUCACUAUCGACUUCUACAACAAGCAGACUCAAGCAUUGAAAAUUACCAUGUACUUUGUUCUGGCUAUCUGGGUUUUAUUGAUCUUAUAUGAGCUUUUCAUUGCAUUCAAUCGACUCUACUUCUACGACACUCAGAAGGAAGUUAAGCGCCAUCAAGACGACACUGUGAAGGCAAUUGAGCUGGAGAUUUUGACACAUAGAGAGCAGGAGAAUAGAGUGGAGGCUAAGAAGAGGUGCUUGGUUGCGGUUGCAGAGAUGUCACGAAGGAGAGGGAGAGAGAUCUCCUGGACAUUGUGGGGGGGCGGAGGUGUCGCUUCUUAUGUGGCUUUUUGGGGACCGGCGGUCGUUGAGGAAGUUACUCAGUCGUUCGACGAUGCGGUAUUGGUCAAAGUCAACCCAGUGGCCGAGAAGUACAAGACUAUUGAGACGGAGAAAGAACUCUUCAUGGAGAAGGCACAUGACCAGAACUGGGAAUUCGUCAGGCAAGAAGAGAAGAAGAACAACAUCGUUCGCUUGGCUGAAGAGGAGUGGAAGAAUGUCAAGGAAGCUAGGGAGAACAGUGGAAAAGGUGUCAAGAAUGGUUGGUUGUUCUUCAAGGAGGAAGAGAGCAACGCGGUGGAAUUGAGUGAAGAGGAGUGGAAGAUUAUUCAUGACACGAGGGAGAAGAACACGAAGAGGGGCUGGUUCUCUUGA